CGCAUCGCUGGCUGUGCGCUCCCCCGCCGAUUUCCGGGCCGCUUCCCUGAGCUUGCUCCGAUUGGAUUGGCAAUCCGGUUCCUCGCUCGCCGGUUGGAAGGAUGGCGGCGGCAGUGGCCUUUAUGGAGCGGGCGCUCGAGCAGGCGAAGUUCGCGCUGGAUAACCUCGAGGUCCCUGUAGGAUGUGUGAUUGUUGAGGAUGGGAAGUUGAUUUCUUCUGGUAGCAACAGGACGAAUGCCACUCGAAAUGCUACCAGACACGCUGAGAUGGAAGCCAUUGAUGUUCUGCUUCAGGAGUGGCAGAGGAUGGGUUUUGACCAGGCGCAGGUUGCGGAGAAAUUUGCAGGAUGCGACCUUUUUGUCACGUGUGAACCCUGUAUAAUGUGUGCAACGGCAUUGUCGAUACUUGGAAUAAGAGAAGUAUACUUUGGUUGCGCCAACGACAAAUUUGGAGGGUGCGGAUCAAUCAUGUCGCUGCACAAGGGCUCUACUUCAGAUGAUUUGUCAGGGAGCCAACCCCCUAAACCAAAAGGUUUCAAAUGCACUGGAGGGAUCAUGGCUGAAGAGGCAGUGGCACUUUUUAGGUGUUUCUAUGAGCAGGGAAACCCGAAUGCGCCAAGGCCUCACAGACCAGUACGAAUACCUCAACAGUGACUGGUUUGUUUAGCUGGACUACAAGCAUAACGCGGAGGAUCUGAGGAGCGCAGGCAUACAGACCUUGACUGUAAAAUUAGUUUAGGGUUCAUCACGUAGUUUACUGUUCAGCUUGUCUGUUAUUACUAAUGGAUACCGUCUUUUGUAGUCUGAAAGAGCACCCACAUUUGUUGAUUGCUGACACCCUGCAAAGUUUGGCACUUCAGAAAAGAUUUUUAUGACAGAAGAGUUUAUUGGUCUAUCCAAAAUCCAGCAUCAUGCAGCAAGAGAUCGUGUGAUCAUUUGUAACCUUGAAAGAAAUAUUUCAAUGUGAUGUAUGUACAAGACACAAUGCCAUGUUGUUCACUUGAUUCAUUAAACAGCAUGCUUUUCUUUU
Setaria italica (foxtail millet) is the source of this 1029-nucleotide messenger RNA. Its product is annotated as tRNA-specific adenosine deaminase 2. The transcript has 7 exons. Gene Ontology annotation, molecular function: zinc ion binding; tRNA-specific adenosine-34 deaminase activity. Bases 102 to 653 code for a protein of 183 amino acids. Gene Ontology annotation, biological process: tRNA wobble adenosine to inosine editing. The record is from RefSeq and is a predicted model, not a curated record. NCBI's taxonomy places the organism in Eukaryota, Viridiplantae, Streptophyta, Magnoliopsida, Poales, Poaceae.